CGGAGCGGGAGGCGCCGGGGACCGCGGCGAGGCGGCCCCCGCCGCCGCCAUGGAGGCUCUGGGACCCGGACCUCCAACCAGCCUGUUUCAGCCGCCUCGUCGUCCUGGCCUUGGAACUGUUGGAAAACCAAUUCGACUGUUAGCCAAUCAUUUUCAGGUUCAGAUUCCUAAAAUAGAUGUGUAUCACUAUGACGUGGAUAUUAAACCAGAAAAACGGCCUCGUAGAGUCAACAGGGACGUAGUAGAUACAAUGGUGCGGCACUUCAAGAUGCAGGUAUUUGGUGAUCGGCAGCCUGGCUAUGAUGGCAAAAGAAACAUGUACACAGCACAUCCACUGCCAAUUGGACGGGAGAGGGUUGAUAUGGAAGUGACCCUUCCAGGUGAGGGUAAAGACCAGACCUUUAAAGUGUCUGUUCAGUGGGUAUCAGUUGUGAGCCUUCAGUUGCUUUUAGAAGCUUUGGCCGGGCACUUGAAUGAAGUCCCAGAUGACUCAGUUCAAGCACUUGAUGUUAUCACAAGACACCUUCCCUCCAUGAGGUACACUCCAGUGGGUCGCUCCUUUUUCUCACCUCCUGAAGGUUACUAUCACCCUCUGGGAGGGGGAAGGGAGGUUUGGUUUGGCUUUCAUCAGUCUGUGAGACCUGCCAUGUGGAAUAUGAUGCUGAAUAUUGAUGUGUCUGCAACUGCUUUCUACCGGGCUCAGCCUAUCAUUGAGUUCAUGUGUGAGGUUUUAGACAUUCAGAACAUCAAUGAACAGACCAAACCCCUAACAGACUCCCAGCGUGUCAAGUUUACCAAAGAAAUCAGAGGUCUUAAAGUUGAGGUGACCCACUGUGGACAGAUGAAACGAAAAUAUCGAGUGUGUAAUGUGACUAGGCGGCCAGCCAGUCAUCAGACUUUUCCCUUACAGCUAGAAAAUGGGCAAGCAAUGGAAUGUACAGUAGCUCAAUAUUUUAAGCAAAAGUAUAGUCUGCAACUGAAAUACCCCCAUCUUCCCUGUCUCCAGGUGGGACAAGAACAAAAGCAUACAUACUUGCCACUUGAGGUUUGUAAUAUAGUGGCAGGACAACGAUGUAUAAAGAAGCUCACAGACAAUCAGACUUCCACGAUGAUCAAAGCCACAGCAAGAUCUGCUCCUGACAGACAAGAAGAAAUCAGUAGACUGGUGAAGAGUAACAGCAUGGUGGGCGGACCUGAUCCAUAUCUUAAAGAAUUUGGUAUUGUUGUCCACAAUGAAAUGACUGAGCUCACAGGCAGGGUACUUCCAGCACCAAUGCUGCAAUACGGAGGCCGGAAUAAAACGGUAGCCACACCCAACCAGGGUGUCUGGGACAUGCGAGGAAAGCAGUUUUAUGCUGGCAUUGAAAUUAAAGUUUGGGCAGUUGCUUGUUUUGCGCCUCAGAAACAAUGUAGGGAAGAUUUACUAAAGAGUUUCACUGACCAGCUCCGUAAAAUCUCUAAGGAUGCAGGAAUGCCCAUCCAGGGUCAGCCAUGUUUUUGCAAGUAUGCACAAGGUGCAGACAGCGUGGAGCCCAUGUUUAAACACCUGAAAAUGACAUAUGUGGGCCUACAGCUAAUAGUGGUUAUCUUGCCUGGGAAGACGCCAGUAUAUGCGGAGGUGAAACGUGUUGGAGAUACCCUCCUGGGUAUGGCUACACAGUGUGUCCAGGUAAAAAAUGUAGUGAAGACCUCACCUCAAACCCUUUCCAACCUUUGCCUGAAGAUAAAUGCAAAGCUCGGAGGAAUUAACAACGUGCUUGUACCUCAUCAAAGGCCCUCGGUGUUCCAGCAGCCUGUCAUCUUCCUGGGAGCGGAUGUCACGCACCCCCCAGCAGGGGAUGGGAAGAAGCCUUCCAUUGCUGCUGUCGUUGGCAGUAUGGACGGCCACCCCAGUCGGUACUGUGCCACUGUGCGGGUGCAGACGUCCCGCCAGGAGAUCUCCCAGGAGCUCCUCUAUAGUCAGGAGGUAAUCCAGGACCUUACUAACAUGGUUCGAGAGCUGCUGAUCCAGUUCUACAAAUCCACACGCUUCAAACCCACUCGAAUCAUCUAUUACCGUGGAGGGGUAUCCGAGGGACAGAUGAAACAGGUAGCUUGGCCAGAACUAAUAGCAAUUCGAAAGGCAUGUAUUAGUUUGGAAGAAGAUUACCGGCCAGGAAUAACCUAUAUUGUGGUGCAGAAAAGACAUCACACACGACUCUUCUGUGCAGAUAAAACAGAGAGGGUGGGGAAAAGUGGCAAUGUACCAGCAGGCACUACCGUGGAUAGCACCAUCACACAUCCAUCUGAGUUUGACUUUUACCUCUGUAGUCAUGCAGGAAUUCAGGGAACCAGCCGUCCUUCACAUUACCAGGUCUUGUGGGAUGACAACUGCUUCACCGCAGAUGAGCUCCAGUUACUAACUUACCAGCUAUGUCAUACCUAUGUGCGGUGCACACGCUCAGUCUCUAUUCCAGCCCCUGCCUAUUAUGCCCGCCUUGUAGCAUUCAGAGCAAGGUAUCAUCUGGUGGAUAAAGAUCAUGACAGUGCGGAAGGCAGUCAUGUGUCAGGACAGAGCAAUGGCCGAGAUCCUCAGGCCUUGGCUAAAGCUGUGCAGAUCCACCAUGAUACCCAGCACACGAUGUAUUUUGCUUGAGAGUCUCAGAAAAAGAACUCAACCAGUUUGGCACACCAUGCAGGCUCAAAAUGUUUCAAACGCCUACUGCCUCUAGAGAGAGCCAAGUUGACUUCAGGUGGUCCUCUACCAGCAACUCAGAAUAGUUGCACUGAAUCUAUACUUCGCAGCACUGUCUGAUGCAUCAACAAAAUUGAGCCAUUUUUUUAAAGUAAUAGAUACUCAUUGAUUAUCUUUUCUGAUGCACUGGACUGAAUUUUUACCUCAUCAUGCAAAGGCUAAUCAGCCUGAACUUUCUAAAGGACUUUAUGAGAAAGGUUUCUAUGGACUAUUUUGCUAGCUGUGGUGUUCACCGCAUCCCUCUAGUCUUACAAGAGAAGCUUAUUCCUUUUUCCUGUAUUCGUCGAGUGGGGUAUAUGCAUAAAUGGGAGAGAAAAACCAAUCUACUUCAGUUCAGUGUAACUAUUUAAUUGUGUGGGUCAAUAGGCUUUUUAAUGGAGAUUUCUGACUUCGCCACUGUAAAUGCCUUUAACGAGCAUUAAUUUUUGAAAGUUUUACAGAGUUUUAUUAGUUUUACUACUUUAUGUAUUGAUCUCUACAGACUUGUGCUGGUGCAAGUACAGGCUGCCAGGCAAUUGCACUAUAUUUGGCUGCAGAUUCAGACAGGCAGUUCUCUUAUUUGGUUGACUUUUGUGAAUGUGUAACACAUGUGAUGCAUGUCAUGGUGACAGAUAACACUGCCAUGGUAAAAAGUACUCAUAUUUCCCCCUCUUUGAAAAAAAUUAGCUUUUAGUAUUUUUCAGAGUUUUCAAAAAUGCCCAUUUUAUGCUGCUGUGUGGUUUGUUAGAUCUAAAUGAUUUUUUAACUUUUCUCAUAGCAAGUUAACUUUGGCAAUAAACAUUUUUUAAAGUCCCUCCUCUUCCUCCCCCUGACAGUGUAGUUUUUUAGAUGAGAUUUCGGUAUGAUUUUUAUCAGCUAUUUCUUAUAGAUCAUAAUCUGACAAUUUUUGAAACUGGUCAGA
Molecule: messenger RNA, 3635 nt
Organism: Globicephala melas (long-finned pilot whale)
Lineage: Eukaryota; Metazoa; Chordata; Mammalia; Artiodactyla; Delphinidae
Product: protein argonaute-4
Biological process (GO): regulatory ncRNA-mediated post-transcriptional gene silencing
Molecular function (GO): protein binding; RNA endonuclease activity; single-stranded RNA binding
Source: RefSeq, a predicted model, not a curated record